Messenger RNA from Dermacentor silvarum, 1155 nucleotides. RefSeq lists its product as uncharacterized. The transcript has 4 exons. NCBI's taxonomy places the organism in Eukaryota, Metazoa, Arthropoda, Arachnida, Ixodida, Ixodidae. Gene Ontology annotation, biological process: GPI anchor biosynthetic process. The record is from RefSeq and is a predicted model, not a curated record. Bases 55 to 1092 code for a protein of 345 amino acids.
UUGCUCGUUGCAAUCACACACACCGAGGCGGAUGAUCGCUGGUGCCGAGAAAAGAUGCAGCUGACCAAGGGACGCCUGCGAGCCUCACUGGGAGCCUUCCUGGCGUACGCGUUCAUCUUCGACUACGCCGUGUACGUGUACAACCCAUGGCAGAACUGGCCCGAGAUUUUCCGCAAACCGAACCAGAUGCGGCUGCUGCUGGUGGCGGACUCGCGGCUGUCCUACUCGUCGGGCGUGUCGCUAUCUGCGUGGGACGACGAGCGGUUCGUGCGGCGCACCUACCGAGCCGCCCUGGAGCACGUGCGGCCCCACGCGGUCGCCUUCCUGGGCGACGUGUUCGCCGAGCCGCCUGCGCUGCCCAACGAUACGCAGGAGCUCAGACAGCGCUUCUGGGAUGUCUUCGGGCCGCUCAACGAGUCCAUCGUGUCGGUGGUGCUUCCCGGUGAGCGAGACUUGGGCACCGAGCCGGAUGACCCGCGCACUGCGUCGCUGGCGCGCGCAUUCCGCCGCGAGUUCGGCGCUGCCAGGCCUCGUGUGCUGGCCGAAGGCUUCGAGCUGUUCCCCGUCGACUCGUUGGUCUUCGAGCAGCUGGCCCGGGACGCGCCGGCGCGAGAGGUGCGCCCGGGCUCGGUACGGGUGAUGCUGUCGCAUGCACCGGUCAUCCCGCUGCUGGACGUGCGCCUCAACUGGACCGUGACUCUGGCCAGCCCCGACGUCAUCUUUUCGGCCCACGAGCUGGCGUCCGCACUCAUCCGGACCACCAGGCGCAACCCGACCGAUUUCGCGAGCAUGGUGAACGCGGAGCAGGGCCAGCUGGAGCGCUACCUGGUGUCGCAGGAAGACUUUCUCGAGCUGGUGGUGCCGCCCUGUUCGAGCCGCGUCGCGUACCACACGGGCUACGGCGUCGCCCUCUUCAACAAGCCGAUGGGCGGGGAGGCCAGCUUCGACUACGCCGUGCUGUGGACACCCAUGCGUGCGCUGCACCUGUGGGGCUACGCGGUGGUGACCGCCUACGGGGUUACUAUCCUAGUCCUGCCACUCGCACAGCUGGCGCGAUUACGCUGGGCCUGGCGCAAGAACUUUAUGCGCUGACUGCCGGCAGUCGAUCUUUGUUUGUGUGUUUCGACUACGCAUUACGUUAGGUUUCGCAUUAAA